CAGUGCCUAAACACAAAAUAUUGCGACAGUGCACAGAUCUGCGACUACUAAUAUCAAUACGGUUAACAAUAAGUUAAAUCGAGAAUUCGAGAAGACAAGAACCCAUUACCCGACGGGAAUUUGGUAAUCCGAUCCCGCGAACGCCGUACCUGUAAAUCUGUUGGCCUUUGCGCAAAAACAAAAAGUCAAUAAUGAAACAAAUUGUACUCUAGAUAAGCGCAGUAGCGCAAGUAGAACAGGGCAAUACCUACACUUCCACAGACCGCUGCGAUGAGUUCAGACGAACGCGUCGGAUCGUGUUGGCUAGCCAGCCAGCAGUGAUAACGGCGCCGAACCGUCGGCGGUAGCGUUGAAGACUCCCAAGUCUCGAUUAUAUUCAAUACCUGCGACCGAACCGGUGAUAUUUUAUUAUGUCGUGUUCAAGAAUAACUGAGGUAGCAGAUGAAGAACAAGAAGAUGAAGAGGCUGAUGAUACUUUAGUAGUAGUUGUUAAGCCCGAUGGUACAGUUACUAUAGAUCAAGAAAUAUUCAAUAGAGUUUUGGAAAAUAAAAAGGAAACCAUGAAUAUUAUCCAUUUUGAAAACAGCAGCAAUACAGGCAUUACUACCAAUCCAGAAAACGGAGAGCCUGAAAUCAAUUUGACUGUGCAAGGUUUUUAUCCUUCUAUUUCUACCCAAACAUUCUUAUCCCAAGCCAAUGAAAAUAGUGAUAUGGCAACAGCUAAUACUAUUUAUUUGGAUCAUUGUUACUACAAGGAUUGCCCACCAAACACAUCAGAGAACAUUUCUGAUUCUCAGAAUACACUCUCUACUGGAACACAACAUAUUACAAAUAAAUUAAAAAAAUCAAAUACUGUAAACAAAAAUGAAGAAAUUGAAGAAAUUACUGUUUCAAUGGAUGAUUGUAAUUUUAAUAAUUCAUUGUGUGUAGUUUUAGAAGAUAUAAAAUCAGCCAUGCCAUCAAUAAUACCCAAUAAUAUCCCAGAAAGUAAUUUACCAAACAACAAAAGAAUGCUAAAUUUAAGAGUUGGAAAAAAUGAAAAACCAAGAAAUAAGGGUCCUAUAUCAUUAAAAAAUACAAUAACUAAAAAGAAACCUGUUGAAAUACAAAGUAGUCAAUCCGGUGAUAAAGCAAGAAUUACAAAAACAGUUAAACGUCUGUUACCAACGACUUAUCAAGUUCGUCCUCCUGUUCAAAUAAAAAAUAAUCGACAAAAAAAAUCCGAUGUUAUUGUAGACAAUGUUUUCUUGCAAGCCAAUGAAUUAAUUCGUCAGUCGAGUAUUGAACCAAAAAAAUACAUACAAAAUCAGUUGAUGUUCAAAAAGAAUAAAGAUAAAAUUGGAAUUGAAAGUUCUUUAGAUUCUUCAACAACUCUACACAAACAUGUCUCAAAAUUAUUAGAUGUACCUGAAUUAUUUUCUUCUCCAGAUGUUAUUUUAGAUGAUAACAAAACAUCUAUUCAAACAGAAAAUGUAGAAUUAGAUCCUAAAAUAAUUGUUAUUGAUAAAAUUGAUGAAAUAACAUCUAAAGAUAACCUUGUUUCCGACUCAAAGGAUUUAGAUCAAAUGAUUGUAAAUAAAGAAGAAACUGGAAGAGUACGAAAAGUUUCAAAUCGAACGAAAGAUAAUCCAGUUGAAAUUACUGUAACUAAAACAGUAGAAGACAUACUAAAUGAUAUUAGUUCCAAAAUAGCUAAUCAAACAGAAAUUAUUGAUGAGGAAAAUUUAAUCGAUGAACUAGCUGAUCUCAAUGAAGACCUUAACUCUUCAAAUUUUGUUGCUCCAUCUAACUCUAGUCAUGACUUGAUGAACAAACUAUUAUCCGAUGAUAGUCUUAAUCAAAGUGACAAUAAUGACUCUAUAACAUUAGGAACUGAUGACAAAUCUAAAGGUCCUACGGUAGUUGUUUAUGGAAAAUCUGGUAGAAUAGUUACACUACCUCCAAUCGAGAUUCCUAAAACUCGGUCUUUAGUAAAAAAAGAAAAUCUGGAUGCUAGUAUAAAAGAACAAGGUAGACAAAGACGUUCAUCAGAAAAUUCCAGAAGUAUAAAUGAUUAUAGUGAAGAAUCAGAUACCGAUAGAGAAGGAAACAUGACUUCAGAAGAUGAUCCAAAUAGACUAUGGUGUGUUUGUAGAAAACCUCACAAUAACAGAUUUAUGAUAUGUUGUGAUACGUGUGAAGAUUGGUUCCAUGGAAAAUGCGUGGGUAUCACGAAAGCCUUGGGUGAACAAAUGGAAGCUCGUGGUGUUGAAUGGAACUGUCCACCGUGUAAAAAAAAAAGGACUGAAGAUGCGCGUAAAAAAUCUGAAGAAGAUAAAGUGAAUAAAAAAUUGGAAGAAGAAAAGAAAAAACUACUUAGUUCAAAAUCUUCUGUCAAAAAAAAUGAAGUUAUUAAAAUUCAACCUCAAUUACAACAAAAAUGUGCUCAAUGUGAUAAAAUAAUUGAAGGUGUAGCAGUAGGUUUAUUUUGUAAUGAAGUAUGUUUGGAUCAGCAUAUUGAAGAAAGUGUAGCUGCUAUAAAAGCAUGUUGUACGUCAGAUUCACCAGAUAUUAUUUUCUUGGAUAAAAAAAACAGCAGAUUAAUCACUGGUGAACAAGCUCCAAAAAUUGCAAAUAUAAAACAAUGGAUGAAAGAAAAUCCAGCAUUCGAAAUUUUAAAACCAGGAUCUAAAUAUAACCUUAAUAAAACAUCUAUUAAAUCUCAAAGUAAUUCGAAACCAAUCCCUAAUCCAUUUAAAAAUCCUAAAAGAGAUAACGAAAAUUGCCUUAAAAGACCGGCGACAAGUCCAGAUAAACAUAAGGCAAAAGAAAUUAAAAAAGAUUUUGAUGUCUCAGAAUUAUUGCAACCAGAUAAAAUUAAACUUGUAUUCGUUAAAAAAGAUUUGUCAAAACCAAUAUUACCUCAAAAGGAACCUAUUAAACAUACUACUCCUCAAAAAGAACCCAUUAAACACACUACUCCUCAAAAAGAACCCAUUAAACACACUACUCCUCUAAAAGAACCUAUUAAACAUAUUAUUCCUAAAAAAGAACCAAUAAAACAUACUAUUCCACAAAAGGAAGUAUCAAAAUGUGUACAACCAGUAACACAGAUAAAAACAACAUCCAUUUCAAAAACAAAUGUUGUGCAAAAAGUUGUAAAGAAAAAACCAGAACUGGUUAAAAAAAUUGAAUCUAUAAAAGAAAUUUUCAAUGAGAAGAAGGGUGAAGCACAAUUGCGUACUAAUGUUCGUAAAUCUUUAUUAGAAUCAUUAAGUAGUAGAAUAUCUGAAGAACCAGAAUUAAAAACAGCUGAACAAAACUUGGAGGAAUUAAUCUCAAAAAUUGAAGAAGAACUUUAUAAUCAGUUUAGUAAGGUUGAUCAGAAAUAUAAAACAAAAUACAGAAGCUUAUUAUUCAAUAUAAAAGAUCCAAAAAAUUUAAAUUUCUUUAAGAAAAUUAUAUUUAAGUGGGUUACUCCGUAUCAAUUAGUACGUAUGACUGCUGAUGAAAUGGCAUCUCAGGAACUCGCUGAAUGGAGAGAACGAGAAAAUAAACAUCAAAUAGAAAUGAUCCGAAAAACUGAAUUAGAUAUGAUGAAUCAGCCUAAAGCUUUACUUAUGAAGACUCAUAAAGGAGAAGAAAUCAUUGAGUCCAAGGAUAAUAAGGAGACUAUAGUAUCAGAACUUAAUCCUGAUAUUAAGGUCGAGGAAAAAAAACCACAGAUUUUAUUAAAAUUAACCAAAGAAAAGAAAAAGAGCAAAUAUAAAGAUAGUAGUAGUAAUGUUGAACGUGAACGUAGACAUCAUAAGUCUAGUAGAAAUCGUCAUAAAACACACAAGGACAAAAAACGUAGAAGUCGUGACCGCAGCAAAAGUAGAGACACAAAGAAUAAAAAAGUUGAAAAAAAUAAAGUAAUUGAAUCUGCUGUUGAACUAGUUACUAAUAAUAUUAAAGUGCGUAAAGAUGAAGAUAUUAGUGAUAGGGAACCAAGUUCAACUGUUGUCAUAGCAACUCCACCUCGGGUGGAAGAAGAAGUUGGUCCUAUAUGGAAAGGUACCAUCAAUUUCACUGAUGUUGCACGUUGUAGUGUAACAAUGUCUCGAUUAUCUGGUAAUGUAAUUGGAUUGGAGGCAGAACUUAAUUUAACAGUUCUGGAAUGUGUUGGUCGCAUCAAACAACAAACUGUUUGGGAAUAUAUGGGUAAAUUGAAAAAAACUGGAACCAAAGAUAUUAUUGUAACAAAAUUAGUAUCAAGUGGAAUGGAACAACAAAUGUCUUAUCUGAGUUUAUAUCAAUACUUAAGUGCUAAAAACCGCAUAGCAGUUAUUGACAGUAAACCAUUUCCAAACAUAAAAGAUUUUUAUCUAUUUCCUCUUGGCUGUCAUAGUCCUAUUCCUCAAGUACUAUUGCCAUUAGAUGGACCUGGCAUUGAUGACUAUAGAACACAUUUGUUGUUGGGAAUAAUUGUACGAAAUUCUAAAAAACAUUGGGUUCCGUCUUGGAAAUCAUCUGAAAAUAAUUACGUGUUACCUGAUAUCAAUGAUACUUUGGCGUUACCCCAUCUUAAACCCGCUUUUCAAAAAUCUAGUCAAGACAGUUAUUCACCGAAAGAAAGUUAUACUCCGCCAAGAUCACCAACUAACAAAAUUCUCAGUUUACCAACACCAGUUUUACCAAUAUCUUCAGUUUUGACUGAUGAUGACUUGCCUUAUAUACCCGGAGAAGAAGAACCAUACUCACCUGUCGAUGAAGAUGUACCUAGCUUAUCUGAUGAUAUAAAUGCAACUUCAAGUAUUCACCAACAAAUGGAAGAAUUGACCAGAAAAAUUGAAAAAGAAAAAUUAGUUAUACAGAUGAUGACUGCUGGUUCUCAAAAUUCAGUUCUUAUUGAUGACGAAUCACUAGAUCCAGAUGAAGAAGUCUAUAGUCCUACAAGUGAGCUGGUCCCAUUAACAUCUGAAAUUCAAUUGCCUAGUAAUAUUAAAGAUAUACUUUCUUCCAUUAACACAAAAGAAUUACUUUCAAAUGAAGCAGAAAACUCUAAAACUACAGCAGAUGUUGAAAAGAAGUGCAGAGACCCUAGACAACGAACUUCAACAGCUGAACCUCCACCUCCUGGCUUAGAAGAUGAGUUUACACCUCCUUGUAAUCCUGACAUAAGUUUACCUCCACCUCAUUUCUCAACUCCAUACAUGCAACCUAUAAAUUACAUUGCACCUAUUCCUUACCCUUAUCCUCCACCUGGGUAUAUACCUGAUGCUUACCCAAAUCAAUAUGGACCUCAGCAACCACCUCCACCUCCUCCACCUAUGGUCUUAGACCAAGGAAAAUACAACAAUUAUAAUCAACCUGGUUAUGCGUACAAUACAGUACAAUAUCAACCACCCCUUCCACCACCUUAUCCUAAAAAUAAAAAAGGAUCAGGAUUUUGGGGCCAUGGUAGUUCUAAAAAUGAACCUAAAAAGAAAAAAUUUAAAAAAUCAGGUGAUCGGAGAGAUAAAGGUUCUUGGAGACGUAUGUAGUUGUUUCCUAAAUGAUUUUUAUGUUCUUGGGUCAUGUUUUUAUUAAUUUUAUGUUUUAUAUGUACAACUAAUUUUAUUUAUCUUGA
Messenger RNA from Rhopalosiphum maidis (corn leaf aphid), 5590 nucleotides. It is a transcript of the gene pps, whose product is annotated as PHD finger protein 3. The coding region runs from base 411 to 5504 and encodes 1697 amino acids. The record is from RefSeq and is a predicted model, not a curated record. Gene Ontology annotation, biological process: DNA-templated transcription. Gene Ontology annotation, cellular component: nucleus. Lineage: Eukaryota; Metazoa; Arthropoda; Insecta; Hemiptera; Aphididae. Gene Ontology annotation, molecular function: protein binding. The transcript has 15 exons.